Molecule: messenger RNA, 1499 nt
Organism: Thlaspi arvense
Lineage: Eukaryota; Viridiplantae; Streptophyta; Magnoliopsida; Brassicales; Brassicaceae
Source: the annotation of a GenBank genome assembly
CGAGCCUCUUGGGGCAUAUAAGCUCAACUAUAGGCCCAUAUUUAAUCCACCAUAACCUCCGACCAGCCGCCGAGACUUCCACGCCGGCCGAAAGUGUUAUUGGUGAUGGGGAACGACAGAACUCGUGGUUGGAUUCGCGGUGAUGAGACUGCGAAGCAGAUGUUAUCAAGGGUUCUUAGAGACCGCGCGUUCUUGCUUCUUCCGCCUCUUCACCGCGUGCCUUUACGCGCCGGGAACGUAGUCGAGAUCACUGGUGCGUCACCGUCUGCGAAAACUCAGAUCCUGAUUCAGGCUGCGAUCAGUUGCAUUCUUCCGAAGACGUGGAACGGCAUCCACUACGGAGGAUUGGGGAAACUGGUUUUGUUUCUCGAUUUAGAUUGCCGAUUUGAUGUGCGGCGUUUAUCUCAAAUGCUCAAGCAUCGCCUUCUCGAAGCUAACCGGUUAGGCAAUGGAGCAUGGUGGCAACUUGAAGAGUCAAAUGUUAAAACUUGCACAUCUGUGCAAGACAAGUCAAGCAUCGUCUAUGAUGAGGAGCUAUAUGUUUCAUGCAUGAAAAGAUUUCUGUGUCUUCGCUGUUAUGAUAGCCUCGAGCUUUUGUCCAGUCUCAAGACAUUGCAUUAUCGGAUCCGACAGCAGGAAGCGUGUGGAAGCCAGGUCGGAGUGCUAAUGAUUGACAGCAUCGGUGCUUUCCACUGGACUGAUCGUCUAUCGUCAUCGUUGGCAUUGGAGAAAAGUAACAGGAAAAGUCUGUCCCUUACAAAUGUGGUGGAGACGGUAGUGCAAGAGAUGAAGAAGCUACUGCAGGUGCAUUCACUGGUGGUAAUUGCCACUAAGGCUACAAUUUACGAAGAAAGGAACUUCUCCUCAAAGGAUGAUCUGUCAGGGAAUGCUUCAAGUAAAGCUCAGCAACCUCCACUUCGUGAAUUCAUGCCUUCUUCUUGGCAGGCAUUUGUAACACAUAAGAUAAUCAUACGGAAAUCAGGUGAUCAUCAGUCUGUGCAAACGGGACAACAAAGUUUGUCAGCAUAUUCACUUGAAUGGUUACAACCGCAACUUAGUAGCAUAGACCGAUUUAUUGUAGACGAUUCUGGUAUUGUCAUUGUCUCAUGACUUAGAUUCCCUUUCAGAAACAAUUACUUUUGUAAGGUAGCUAUUAGCUAAGCAGCGUGCAGCAAAAUCGCCAGAUGUUAAAGUUAGUGCAGAGUUUUUUAUUUUAUUUAUUAACAUCAGAAAGAGGGGGAAAAAUGGACAGAAAAAGUAAAAACCUUUUAAAGGUAAAACGUGUCUUUCUUUUUUUAUCUAUUUUUACUUGAUUAGGUUGUUCUUGCAGUAUUUUGGUAACCUUAUCUUAGAUAUAAAAAGAAAGGAAAUCACAUUUCAUACGUACGUUUUGGAUUCGAAUUGGAUUGUAAUAUCUUUCUCAAAAUGUCAAAAUCUAUUCUCAUGCUUUUGGGCAUCAAAGACUUGAGAAAUUGCAACAGCACGUGUUAUUUUAUAAA